CAAGCAACCUGGAAAACAGCAUUUCUUAUCUUACAAAAUGGUCAGUUUUACCUCGUUGUUGGGAAAAGUUGUGUCAAUUACAAGGUGUAAAGGGCAUGGAACGGUGACUGAUGACAAUAUUAGUUUCCCUUCUCAAUUUACCGACUCAGUCCAGGACCACUGAAGUUGUUUACAACGACCAGAUUCAACUUGCAACUCCUCCACCUGGGUCCAAAGUGCAAACCUGCUCGACUAGGGGAUGGGCAGAUGUGUGCACAGCGCCCUCGCGCGCCGAGCCCUGGAACUGCCGCGGUCAGCCCCGCCCAUCGCGCCUGCGCACAGGCACCGCCCCCAAGUUUGUUGUCAUCCGCGUUCCGGACGUUUGUGGCAGCGCCACCAUGGCGGUACGACAGGCUCUGGGCCGAGGCCUACAGCUGGGUCGGGCGCUGCUACUGCGCUUUGCCGCCAAGCCUGGCCCGGCCUCCGGCUGGGGGAGGCCCGGUCCCUCGGUGGCCUGGGGCCGCGGAGAGCGCCCGAGCCGGGCUGCAGGCCCCGGAGCUCAGCAGUGCCAGCUCGGGCUCCCGCUCCCCGACCGCUACCGCUUCUUCCGCCAGUCGGUGGCCGGGCUGGCGGCGCGGAUCCAGAGGCAGUUCGUGGUGCGGGCCCGGGGCGGCGGGGGCCCUGGCGGCCGAGCAGUCUUCCUGGCCUUCGGGCUGGGGCUGGGCCUCAUCGAGGAGAAGCAGGCGGAGAGCCGGCGGGCCGCCUCGGCUUGUCAGGAGAUCCAGGCGAUCUUUACUCAGAAAAACAAGCUUGUACCUGACCCACUGGACACAAGACACUGGCAGGGCUUCCGGCUAGAGGACUACCUGAUAGGACAGUCCAUUGGCAAGGGCUGUAGUGCUGCUGUAUAUGAAGCCACCAUGCCCACAUUGCCCCAGCACCUAGAGAAGGCCAAGUGCAUGGGACUUCCAGAGAAGAGCCUAGAUGUUCUCCCAAAGUGGGCAGAGAAGGGGCAGGCAGGAGCCUCCACCUUCCCCUUCGCCAUCAAGAUGAUGUGGAACAUCUCGGCAGGCUCCUCCAGGGAAGCCAUCUUAAGCACCAUGAGCCAGGAGCUGGUCCCAGCUAGCCGGGUGGCCUUGGCUGGAGAGUAUGGAGCAGUAACUCACAGGAGGACCAAAGGAGAUCUCAAGCAGCUCACCCCACAUCCCAACAUUAUCCGGGUUUUCCGAGCCUUCACAUCGUCCGUGCCCCUGCUGCCAGGGGCCCUGGCUGACUAUCCUGAUGUGCUGCCCCCACACCUCCACCCAGAAGGCCUGGGCCACGGUUGCACACUGUUCCUCGUCAUGAAGAACUACCCCUGCACCCUGCGCCAGUACCUUCGUGAGCAUACUCCCAGCCCCCGCCUGGCCACCUUGAUGAUCCUGCAGUUACUGGAGGGCGUGGACCACUUGGUUCAGCAGGGCAUUGCCCAUCGAGACCUCAAAUCUGACAACAUCCUUGUGGAGCUGAAUUCAGAUGGCUGCCCCUGGCUGGUGAUCUCUGAUUUUGGCUGCUGCCUGGCUGACAAGCGAAUUGGCCUGCAGUUGCCUUUCACUAGCUGGUAUGUGGACCGAGGUGGCAACGGCUGCCUGAUGGCCCCUGAGGUGUCUACAGCCCAUCCUGGGCCCAAGGCAGUAAUUGAUUACAGCAAGGCUGAUACCUGGGCUGUAGGGGCCAUUGCCUAUGAAAUCUUCGGACUGGCCAAUCCCUUUUAUGGCCAGGGCAGAGCUCACCUCGAGAGCCGCAGCUACCAGGAGGCUCAGCUGCCAGAGCUGCCCCAGUCGGUGCCUCUAGACAUGAGACAGCUGGUGAAGUCACUGCUCCAGCGAGACACCAGCAAGAGACCAUCUGCUCGUGUGGCUGCAAAUGUGCUGCAUUUAAGCCUCUGGGGUGAACAGAUUCUGGCCCUGAAGAAUCUGAAACUGGACAUGAUGAUUGCCUGGCUCCUCCAGCAAUCAGCGGCUACUUUGCUGGCUGACAGGCUGGUAGAGAAGAACAGCGUGGAAACAAAGCUGCGGAUGUUGUUUCUGGCCAACCUGGAGUGUGAGGCACUCUGCCAGGCAGCCCUUCUCCUCCGCUCCUGGAGGGCAGCCCCGUGACAGCUUUGCGCAUGCUGGUGCGCCGGGUUACUAAAAGGACCUGACUGGGCAGCAUGUGUCGCGAUGGUGUGUGAAGGCGAAAGAAAGUGGGAGGGUGGGAGUAACACAAGCUGGAGUGGAGGGGCUGGUCAGCCAAAGAGGAAGCCUGGAGGUUUGGCAAAUGAAAAAAAAAGCAACAGUUGCGGCCGUAGCUAUUAGCGCUAGUUGCUGGUGUAGAUGAGCUGUAACCCAUUUGCUUAUGUCCUCUGUAGAAUUAAGACAUCAGUCUGAAUCAGGAGUCAGUGAGCUCUGAGGGUCAGGUAAGAAAUUUAGUCGUUGCAGUCACUCAGCUGUCUGAAGCAUGAGGGCAAACCACUGUGGCUGUACUCCAACACUGCUGUAUCGCUAUCUGAAAUUUGGUGUUAAUGUGUCACAAAUUUUGUUUUCUCCUAACCAUUCAUAAACGUAAAAAAUACUUUUAGUUUGUAAAAGGCAGGCCAGCAUGACCCACAGGUGAGUUUGCCAACCUGGGGACUAAAUAUGUUCACAAGGACUAACUUAAAAGAAUGCUCACUGAACACCAGGCCCGUGUGCGCCAGUGCUAAAGGCAAUGCAAGGUUAAACCCUGUGCACAUUUAUUCAAGGGAUGUGUGCUCUGCACCAGGGGAGUUACACCCGCUGCCACUGCCGACCAGAAAGCCCCUCCUAACCUUGUCUGUCCUCACAGUCUCUCAGUAUACAUAUGAAUGGCUACACUGAUCUGUUAUAGGAGGCUAGGCUGAGGGGGUAGACCCUGCGCUGUAUACUACAGAACACCUAAGACAAAGCAGAGGCUGUGGGUGGCAGUUUGUGGGGUCUGCUCCUAGUUCAGGAAGGGGCCAGGAUUUGUAUGAAUGAGGCAGCCAUGGCACCAGCUGGCACAUGUCACCUGGACCAAGGACAACAUAGGUACAAGUCAGUGUGUUCAGGAUCAGCAAGAAAAACCAUCAAUGGGAGGUAGGAGCCCCAAAUGGUGGGGACACCUUCUGGAACACCCUGCGGUGUGCCUGGGAGUGUGUUUCCUCAGUGAUCCUCCAUCCAGCACAGCUAAAACCACCAGUGAGGAGGUUUAACAGUGUGGCACUUUAACUUGCUAGUUCCUCUGACUAGCGUUUCUUACAGGAAUUGUGACAUAUUAUACACAAAUUUACAAUACAGAACAGAGUACAUAUGUGCUAAACUGA
Messenger RNA from Nannospalax galili (Upper Galilee mountains blind mole rat), 3319 nucleotides. It is a transcript of the gene Pink1, whose product is annotated as PTEN induced kinase 1. The record is from RefSeq and is a predicted model, not a curated record. Bases 111 to 2117 code for a protein of 668 amino acids. The transcript has 8 exons. Gene Ontology annotation, biological process: positive regulation of mitochondrial fission; regulation of apoptotic process; protein phosphorylation. Gene Ontology annotation, cellular component: mitochondrion. NCBI's taxonomy places the organism in Eukaryota, Metazoa, Chordata, Mammalia, Rodentia, Spalacidae. Gene Ontology annotation, molecular function: ATP binding; protein serine/threonine kinase activity.